Schistocerca gregaria is the source of this 2253-nucleotide messenger RNA. RefSeq lists its product as uncharacterized. The record is from RefSeq and is a predicted model, not a curated record. The transcript is spliced from 2 exons. NCBI's taxonomy places the organism in Eukaryota, Metazoa, Arthropoda, Insecta, Orthoptera, Acrididae. Bases 91 to 450 code for a protein of 119 amino acids.
AACGCAGUGGAGGACGUCGCCGGCGCAGUCUUGUGGUCGCAGUGAUCCCGCGUCUUGCAGCGCGCCCCCUUCAGCCUUCAACACGUGAAGAUGCGUCAGCUGGUGUGUGCGAUGUGCGUGGUGGCGUGCGCCGCGGCGGUGGCCCGGGCGCAGUUCUUCGUGCCGGCGCCCGCCUUCGGAGUGCCUCUGCCGCUGGCGGCGGCGCCGGUCGCGGACUCUCGCAGGGCUCUGCAGCACCGCGCCGUCGUGCUCAACGCGGAGGCCGAGGCGCGCCUGCCGCCCGCCUUGCAGAACCCCUUCUACAAGAACCCCCGCAUCGAGGCGGCGCUCGCCAAGGAGAGCUGGUUCACGCCCGAGGAGAUGCAAGUGCGCGAGCGCGAGGCGGAGAAGAUUCCGCGCGCCAAGAUCUUCUCCAUCCUGAAGAACGCGGGGCUCGCCCGCCGCCGGUGAGGGCGGCAGCGGGGUCCCCGCCUCCUUCCUGCCGGGUGCUGUGUGUCUCUCCCUCACACCCGUCAUAGACGUCAUCACGGACUCACACGUUGCCAUUUCUUUCUACGCAUACGAAGAAACCGGUAAACGUUUCUUUCUCGGUGCACACUCACACGUACUCGACCGACUGCUGUUGUAGAGAGGGUCAUCGAAUUCGGGUGGAACAAUAUACACUGCACGGUAUCCGUAUAAAACAUAAAUCGCGAAUGAUUCUUUCUCCACCAACGAAAUGAAAUCAGGAACUCUCAAAGUCCGUACUAAGCAAAAGUUUCCUCCGAAGCAGCUCAUUUCGUGUGGACUUACUUGACACUAUCACUGACAACAUAUAACGGGUGAUCAAAAAGUCCGUAUAAAGUUGAAAACUAAAUAAACCACGGAAUAAUGUAGAUAGCGAGGUACAAAUUGACACACAUGCUUGGAAUGACAUUUGGUUUUAUUAGAACCAAAAAUAUACAAACGUUCAAAAAAUGUCCGACAGAUGGCGCUUCAUCUGAUCAGAAUAGCAAUAUUGAGAAUAACAAAUUAAGACAAACCAAAGAUGAUGUUCUUUACAGGAAAUGCUCAAUAUGUCCACCAUCACUCCUCAACAAUAGCUGUAGUCGAGGAAUAAUGUUGUGAACAGCACUGUAAAGCAUGUCCGGAGUUAUGGUGAGGCGUUGGCGUCGGAUGUUGUCUUUCAGCAUCCCUAGAGAUGUCGGUCCAUCACGAUACACUUGCGCGCAGGAGAUCUUUCACGCAUCUAGCAAAUUUUUUUUGUUCUAAUAAAACCCCAUGUCAUUCCAAGCAUGUGUAUCAAUUUUUACCUCUCUAUCUACAUUAUUCCGCGGUUUAUUAAGUUUUCAAAUUUAUACUGACUUUUUGAUCACCCGUUACUUUAGUGUAACACUGUGGACAUCCUACUAUGGCGAACUACUCAGCACACGUAAAAGUAAGGGUCAGUCUUAAACUGUUCCUCCCGCGAUCAACAUUUAUGCAAAUGACUAUCCACUAUACGAAUUUUUAACCGAAAAGCGUUGUUAACUGAACGACUAGUUAACAUUGCAUGUCCACUUUUCCUCGUUUUACUUCCACAAGUGCUCCCAGACUUGAUACUGGUAUAACGAGGUAACUCUUACUCAGGAAUUGUGUCCCUCUCUACAUUUCAGUAACUAGCGCGACAUACAAGCAGUUAUUACUCACGAACGAAAUGAAAUGCGAAGUAUAUGAAUGAAUGGACAAAUGUUUGUGUCUGCUUCAUGUGAUUUCUGAAGAAAGUUGUUAAUUGGUGGCGUUCUGUGUUAAGCUGCCAUUGUUAUUGUUUGUUACAUUUAUGUAUUAUUAUCCUUUAUUGAAACGUAAUUUAUGCUUCACCGCAGCUGACAGUAGUGUGUCUAAAAUGUCAAUGGGCUUCACUGGAAAUAUGCUACUGAAUACAUAAAUGUAUUGAAACUCAAAGCCCAAAAGUCAUAGUCAUCACAUUUCAUGUAGUAAAACAGUCCUGUGCUCAAUGUUUCUACAAAAAUGCUAUGAUAAAAGUACAACGAAAGCCUUCCUCCUUUACAAAAACUAAUUCAGUUUAAAUGCAAACUCACUUCAUAAGUCACAUACUGCCGAGACAUUUCUUAAUCAUUCCUGUUAUAUAGUACUAAAGUAACACUCAUCUUUGUAAGAUUUAUUCCUUCCUGAGUUUAGUUAUAGGCCUAGUUAAAUACAGUACAGGAGUCUGAUACUCAAGUGAAUAUCAUGUACAUAAACAAAGUUUUAUAAUAAACAAAUAUACCAAUA